AGUUCAGAAGAGUGACAAGGAAGCUGAAGUGGCAGCUGUUAACAUUACCCAAACCUUCCACUGCGCGGCGACAGUAGCCUACACAACAUCUCACUGCGACCUUCGACUCUACGGUAGGCAUGUUAUUUGUAGUCUCCAGAAACUACAGCUAACGUGCUAAAAUACAGCUAGCGAGAACCGAGGGCGCUGGCAGGAAACACACUCCAUGUUCUGACUCCUGGCCCUCUCAGGCCGCCAUUUUCACAAAGAAACGGCGAUGGAAACGUGCAGCAACGAAGUAUCGCCAGAAAUCACGCAAUGGUACACACUUCAAUACAUUUACUCAGCAGAAGUUUUCCAAAUCAUCUGAUCGAAGCUGCUAUUCACAACGGAAUACUGUACCUCAGUGAUGGAUAGAAAAAUUGUUUCAUGCGGUAGGACAUGGACAGCCCACGGAUUGCUGUGAUUGGUGCGGGCAUAAUAGGUCUCACCUCAGCAGUUGCACUUCAGGAACAGUUUCCUAGCCUGCCCAUCACCGUAAUUGCCGAGAAGUUCUCUCCAGAAACCACUGCCGAUGGAGCUGCAGGCUUGUGGGAGCCACACCUCACAGGGUCCACCGACGUUAAACUUGUCAGAAAAUGGUCUCAUGCAACAUACAACAUGUUUCAAGAGUUAUGGCAAAGCAAACAAGGCUCAAAAGUGGGACUAAAAUUUAUGCCAUUAACAUGUGUAAGUAACCAAGAGUUUAACGAAGAUGUAAAAAUAUUGCACCAAGGAAUACCUGAAUACAAAGUACUAAAUGGGAAUCAACUUGCAAAGUUAAGCAGAGAACACGGAAAUGAAUACAGGUCCGGUUUCGAGUUCAACACUUUUACGUGCGUGCCCCGUAAACUCAUGCAACACCUGCUGGCCAAGUUUGUGAGUAGAGGGGGUAGAGUUGAGCAGCGCAAAGUAGCUUCCCUCAGAGAGCUGGCACUGGAAGGGUACAGCGUGGUUGUCAACUGCCCUGGGCUACAAGCAGAGGAGCUGGUGGCUGAUAAGAACAUGUUCCCCAUCAGGGGACAGGUUGUCAUGGUGCAAGCACCAUGGCAGCAGGAAGUUUUAGUUCAGCAUUCAGACGAAUCUUCCUAUGUGGUGAUACCCAAUCAAGAUUCUGUAUUCCUGGGUGGGACAAGCCAGAAAAAUAAUCGCGAUAUCACAGUGAACCCUUCAGACAGCAGAAAAAUUCUUGAUGAAUGCUACAAGAUGAUACCACGUCUUAAGACUGCCAAAAUUUUGAAGGAGUGGGUUGGCUUGAGGCCAGGCCGCAUCAAUGUCCGCCUCGAGUUGGGAGAUUCAAUGACUAACAGUAACGGAUAUACAACAUUUGUCGUCCACAAUUAUGGUCAUGGUGGCAGUGGAGUGACUCUGUCCUGGGGCUGCGCUCUCGAAGUCGUCGCCCUACUGCGGGACGUAGAGCUCAUACGCUCUCAUUCCAAACUGUAAUAUUAACUUGCAGACACUGCAAAUAUGAGGAGAACCAAAGACAACUGGUCGGUCCACGUAAAAGAAAAUUUUCUCAUCUGAAGCAUUACUGCUCGACUUCAAAAUUACAAUUUAUAGCAUUCUGACAAUGUCUGACUGCAAUGAUAUGUGUGUGUCUACAGAUCUUUUGAAAAAUGCUUCACUAGAUGCUCAUUUUUGCAGCAAGUGCCAAAAAGGUGAAUUAAUUCAUAGAAACCUAACAGAUGAUUCUUUUUCACCAAAACAAACAUAUAAAAAUGCUAAUAACUGGAUAGUAACUUUUGAAAAGACAUUAUAAUUAUCUUCAAAACAAAAUUUGUUACUCACAAACCUGAACUAGCCAGCAUGUAUGCAUGUAACAUAUAUUUUUAUAGCAUCUCUCUCUUCUCUGUAUACCAGUAGGCAAGUUAAUUAGUGGUACACGCCAAACAAAUCAAAGUUCGUUGCAGUAGUAAUUUGGAUUCUCUAUGUACAAUUUCAGUUAUUAAAACUUAUAAAUGACUAAUCAUAUUUUGUUUUG
Molecule: messenger RNA, 2002 nt
Organism: Bacillus rossius redtenbacheri
Lineage: Eukaryota; Metazoa; Arthropoda; Insecta; Phasmatodea; Bacillidae
Gene: Daao2
Product: D-amino-acid oxidase
Exons: 11
Coding region: 421-1464 (347 amino acids)
Biological process (GO): D-amino acid catabolic process
Cellular component (GO): cytoplasm
Molecular function (GO): D-amino-acid oxidase activity; FAD binding
Source: RefSeq, a predicted model, not a curated record